Microthlaspi erraticum is the source of this 453-nucleotide messenger RNA. The record is from the annotation of a GenBank genome assembly. Lineage: Eukaryota; Viridiplantae; Streptophyta; Magnoliopsida; Brassicales; Brassicaceae.
AUGGCGCCUAAAGGAGAGAAGAAGCCCGCCGAGAAGAAACCCGCCGCAGAGAAGCCGGUGGAGGAGAAAUCGAAAGCCGAGAAAGCCCCGGCGGAGAAGAAACCAAAGGCCGGGAAGAAGCUCCCGAAGGAGGCUGGUGCAGGCGGCGACAAGAAGAAGAAGAUGAAGAAGAAGAGCGUCGAGACUUACAAGAUCUACAUCUUCAAGGUGCUGAAGCAGGUCCAUCCCGAUAUCGGAAUCUCCAGCAAGGCGAUGGGAAUCAUGAACAGUUUCAUCAACGAUAUCUUCGAGAAGCUCGCCGGAGAGGCGUCGAAGCUAGCGAGGUACAACAAGAAGCCGACCAUCACUUCCCGGGAGAUCCAGACCGCCGUGAGACUCGUGCUUCCAGGAGAGUUGGCGAAGCACGCCGUUUCGGAGGGGACAAAGGCCGUCACCAAAUUCACCAGCUCCUAA